CACCGUACUACGUUGGGAAGUACGUCACAAACAAAAACAAGGACCACUAGCGAUUGUUAGCUCGUGCACUAGUUUACUUAUCUAAACAGUUGUUGCUCGUAGAAACCAUAAACCCACGUGCGCACGGAGCAACGCGUCAGGCCCGACGAUGGUUUACGUCACUCGUAGUUGCGUUCGAUUUGUUAACGGUUUGACGCCGUGUCCGUUAGUUAGCAUACAUAUGCUACCGUUAAGCUAAGGAGGAACGUUAGCUGGCUAGCUGACAUGAGUCAAAGUCAUGUCAGUAAAUAGCUCGUUGGGUAUCGUAAGUCCAACCUGUUAUUAUUGAACGAAUAUCUGUUUAUUGUCUGAAGUAUCCACAACAACAGGUGGACGUCUAGUUAAACACAGACUGCAUUGUGAUAAUGGUGUUCAACCUGUGGUAGCGUUUUCAAAAAUAAAAAAAUAAAACAAACAACGCUACAGCGGAGUCACACGGUAUUCCGUUGUGUAGCAGUUGUCAGACUCGGGACCCUGACGGUGUAUCAUGUCGGACCUAGACACCCUCAUUGUCACUUUCCAGACCCAGCUCUCAGACGUGAUGGAGACUGUGGUGAAGACAGCCAUGUAUGAGGUCACCCGGUUGGUGGAGGACGGCUUCUUGCAGGAGGUGAAGCGCAGGAACCAGGAGGUGGAGUCCCUGAGGAUUCAGCUGCAAUGGGCUGAGAGGAAGUUAAGUGACCAGGGGGGGAAAGAAGGAGGGAAGACCGGACAGUGUGUUGACUGUGCCAAGGAUGAUGUGGAACUGCCCGGUGACAUAGCUGAACAGCAGGAUGGCAUUUUGAGGGACUGUGGUGUGAAAAUAGAGGUUGACUCUGUGGAGAGAUGGACAAGAAGCAGACAGAAAGUACCAGAGGCAGCAGACAGUCCUACAGCCGCUCACAGCCCCGAAUCACAGGUAACAGAAGAAGAUGACGUGUUGCCAGUGGUGGAUGUAAAGGAAGAAGAAGUGAAUAAGCCGUCUUGUUCUUCUGUGCGUUUAGGAGUGUGGAGUGGUACCCUUGAUGCAGGACCUGAACCACACAGUGCUACUGAGAUGACUGACACACAACCGAAACAAACUCCAGAGAUGGGUGAGGAAUUAUUGAGGAACGUCAUUAAGCCAGACCCACAGAUCUCUCCUGCAUAUGUCUCUCCUGAAGAGCAGGAGGAAACGUGCACAGCCACAGAUCCAUUUUUAGAGGUGGAGAGUGGUUGGGCAGGCCUGGCUGUCACAACAGCUGGAUUGCUACCGAAUCACAGACAUGCAACGGAAAAGGACUGUGAUCCAGCCAAAACUAGAGGUUCUCUUCAGCAAUCAGAGCGCGAGCUGGUCAACUCUAUCACAGAGGAUGCCCCAGGUAGAGCUCAGAUUGCAUCCACCACGCCCCCCAUGGCAAGACUGCAAAACAGUGAUACGUUGGGUGUGACUAUCAAGCAGGAGGUCAUUGUAGACUCUGAUGUGUGUGUGGAAAGCGAGCAUAAGGAAAAGAAAAUGACAAAGUCCGGGAUGGAAUCUCUCUCGCGUUCAGUAAAACAGCACAGGUUGAGUUCAGGACCACUCAAGCACCUUUCCCAUAAAGCCACUCUUCAGGAGGUUAUGAAGCUGCAGUCCAAAGUGGGCACAGGUCUGAGAUUGCAAGCUGCUUUACAGCACCUCCACCGACCGAUGAAAAAGCCCCCCCAUGCACUCUCGAGCAGUGCCACUACAGCUCUGUCUGUCGCUCACUCUCAGGUUGUGAACCUAAACCCCCUCAACAGAAUUCCCUCCACAUCUAAAGCCGCUCCUCCUCCUCCUCCAGCGCCCUCAGUCCAGCGAGCUCACCUGGGCGACAAACAAGCCGCAGCACAUAACCGAACCGGUGCCCCGUGGGUCAGCAUCAAAACCCAACUUCAGUCUGCAAACUCCCAUCACAGCAACCCCUUACCCCAUCCAGACUCUCACCCUCACGCUGGCCCCAGGAACCUCCUGCGCUGUGGCCAAUGUGGGAAGUGCUUUCCCCACCCCAGCAACCUAAAGGCACACUUGCAGACUCACACAGGCGAGCGGCCGUUCUGCUGCUCCCUCUGCGGUCGUAGCUUCACCAAGCUGAGCAACCUCAAGGCCCACAGACGCGUCCACACGGGAGAGAGACCGUACUGCUGUUUGGCUUGUGGCAAACGCUUCACCCAGAAAUGCAACCUGAAACGCCACCAGAGGAUUCACCUGGAUGUAUAACGGUCAACAGCCAGUGAGAAAAAGUUUGGUGUGUGUUUAUUUCUUUUAGGUCAGGAUGCUACAGUGUUUCCUUUGCAAUGUGAAGCAGUUGCUGUGAUGCAUUGCAAAAAUGCUUCUUGUGUAUGAGUCUCUUCAAGUAGUUGUUAUUCUGUGCAUUCCAGAAAGGUUAAUCUAGUAACAUACAAAGGUGUUGUAGUGUUAUUGAAGGACAGAAAGCAGUGUGUUGUGAAAUCACGCACAGAGAAAGGUCCGUUUUCAAUUUUGAUCAAUAAAUAAUAAUUUAUUUUCUCAAUGCGCAAAUUCUUCUAUUAUAUUGAUUGCACCAUGUCUGUAAGCACAAAAGCACUUACUGUAUAUUUGACCAUGGAUCAGGGCGGUAUUUAUCAACCUGCUCAAAAGGAAAAUUUUGACUUGUGUGACAGAUAAAAGUAACUCACACAGUUAUUCACCAAAUUACUUACGGCUUUACUUUUAUUGAAUUUAAGAGAUCAGAGGAAGAGGUCUCUAAGUUGGUUAAGAGUAGACCUCAGAUGGCUGCAGUACAGGAACCAGUGAGCACACACCUGCUUAUGGUCAUGAUUUAUAAUGCACUAGUGAAGCAUUAUAAUUCAGAAUAGUGUAGUUUUAGCCUGUUGUUCACUUUUGAUUCAAACAUUUUCAAGGAAACCACUUUGUCUUUUUGGUUGUUGUUGUCUUGUUUUUUGUUUCCAUUUGCACCCAUUUCCUAAUAUUUAUCCCUAUUUAUGUAUUUAUGUAUUAUAAAUAUAUUAGAGUGUUGUUAAUAUGACAUGAUAAUUGCUGCUAUUUUUUUUAAGGAUUAAAAAAAUAAAAAAACAUUCAAAAAAAAA
Molecule: messenger RNA, 3084 nt
Organism: Dicentrarchus labrax (European seabass)
Lineage: Eukaryota; Metazoa; Chordata; Actinopteri; Moronidae
Product: zinc finger and SCAN domain-containing protein 29
Exons: 4
Coding region: 527-2236 (569 amino acids)
Biological process (GO): regulation of transcription by RNA polymerase II
Molecular function (GO): RNA polymerase II cis-regulatory region sequence-specific DNA binding; DNA-binding transcription factor activity, RNA polymerase II-specific
Source: RefSeq, a predicted model, not a curated record